AUGCCUCCUACCUUUCAGAGAGGAGGUCCCUCAAGGGGCAAAGGCACCGCGGCGCCCAUUGUUUCUGGAAGAAUGGGCGGCAAGGGCAAAGGCUUGAUUGCGCCUCGACGACACCAGUAUGUGUCCUUGGAGCUAAACGGAGGACCAUCGACUGACAUCCCUUCAAGCAGGGUUAGCAAGGACGCCCUCAAAGGCAUUACGCGGCCUGCUAUUCGUCGUCUUGCCCGCCGCGGUGGCGUAAAGCGCAUUUCAGCCACCAUCUACGAUGAGGUGCGAGUGACCCUCGAUAACCGCCUGCGCGCUAUAAUUAAAGACUGCGUUCAAGUCCUUGAGUAUCGCAGUCGAAAGACAGUCACGGUGUCGGAUGUCCUCUUCUCCCUUAGGCGCCUCGGCCAGCCCAUUUACGGGUUUGAUCCAGAGACUCAUGCUCCCCCGUCUCGAAAGGAUCCGAACCGUGCCAUGGGCAAUUCUCAAGGAGCCUAA
Molecule: messenger RNA, 483 nt
Organism: Scedosporium apiospermum
Lineage: Eukaryota; Fungi; Ascomycota; Sordariomycetes; Microascales; Microascaceae
Exons: 5
Coding region: 1-483 (160 amino acids)
Biological process (GO): nucleosome assembly
Molecular function (GO): DNA binding; structural constituent of chromatin; protein heterodimerization activity
Source: RefSeq, a predicted model, not a curated record